UGGUGUGUCUCUCUUCAGCCAGAAUCAUAACCGAACUUAGUGAAGAGAUGCCCUGGAAACUCCUCUUUUUUGUAACUGGCUCCUUGGCAAUACCAGCUCCUUCCAUUUCCCAGAUCCCUCCAUACCCUAGCAAUCCAGGAGAUCCCAUCCACCUUCAAUGUGUGGCCCCCUCUAGUUUUCAGGAGGCUGAGUUCUCACUAUUCCAUGGAGAUGGGUUGGUCCAGACACUGCAGACAGAUAAGGCCCAACAGGGAGUUGUUUUCACAGUGACCAAUGUGAGUGAAGGCCUUUCAGCACAAUACAAAUGUCAGUACAGUGUGAUGGGGGAGAUUGCCAAGCAAUUUUCAGACUUGAGCGAGCCAGUGAAUGUGACCUUUUCAGAGCCCUCUUGGAUCUUACCACUCUCCCUGAGUCUGGCUGGAGCAUUCAUCUUCAUUGUGAUGCUGGUUGUGGCCAUUCUAAUGAUUAGAAGAGUUAAAGUCACAAACCUUCAGAAAAAAAGAGAACAAGAAUCCUGCUGGACAAAGAUAAAUUAUACUACUUCAGAUAUGUCUUUUGAUAACUCUCUAUUCUCCAUUUCAAUGAAAAUGCCCCCAGAAGACAUGGAUACCCAUGGCACUUUUACCAGCUCAACUCUGGCUCCAGAACCCCUUGUGCCCAGGAAGAGGCCCACAUCUACUUCUUCUACCUCUGAGAUACCUGAAUUCAGCACCUUCAGGUCCCUUGAUUGA
Molecule: messenger RNA, 731 nt
Organism: Gracilinanus agilis (Agile Gracile Mouse Opossum)
Lineage: Eukaryota; Metazoa; Chordata; Mammalia; Didelphimorphia; Didelphidae
Gene: CUNH19orf38
Product: chromosome unknown C19orf38 homolog
Exons: 7
Coding region: 48-731 (227 amino acids)
Source: RefSeq, a predicted model, not a curated record